Molecule: messenger RNA, 990 nt
Organism: Emericellopsis atlantica
Lineage: Eukaryota; Fungi; Ascomycota; Sordariomycetes; Hypocreales; Bionectriaceae
Product: P-loop containing nucleoside triphosphate hydrolase protein
Exons: 3
Coding region: 217-975 (252 amino acids)
Cellular component (GO): cytoplasm
Source: RefSeq, a predicted model, not a curated record
CUCCUGAUGACAAUAUCCAUCAACCAUCGUUGUAAGCGUUGGCAACAUGCCGGGUUGAAUACAUUCCAACUGGUAUAUAUGCGCACAUUUGUUGUUAUCUGCUAGGGUAUCUAAGGUACCUUACAUCAGGGCCAGUGGUGGGGGAGGGGCAUCACUUGUCUCACGACCAAGUCAGAGACUCGUCUUUGGAACACUCAUGCUCUUCAACUUUCAAAUAUGACGGAACGCAAGUCAAUGAUAGUCGGUAUCUCCGGAUGCUCAUCCUGCGGAAAGACCACCCUCGCCCGCAUACUUCGAGAUGUCUUCCCCAACACCUUCAUCUUGCAUCAAGAUGAUUUCUACAAAGAGGAGAAGGAUCUCCCUACAAAGAAUGGAUUGCUAGACUGGGACUGUGCUGGCGCAAUCGAUGUGCCUGGCAUGGCAGAGUCCCUCGCUUACAUCCGGCAGAAUGCAGCCUUUCCGCCACAUCUCGAGUCAAAGGAGGACCAGAACUCGAUCGGCGAAUGCCCCGUGUCGGAUUCCGCCAUAGCCGCCCUCAAGUCGAGCGUUGACUCAUCCAUCCCACCGGAUCAUCCCUUGCGCACCGGGGCACUAUCUCUCUGUCUCUUGGAUGGGUUUCUCCUUUACCCGCCAUCCAUGUCCCCCAUUCACCCUUAUCUUGACAUCAAGAUCUUUCUGCGAACAACGUAUGAGAAAGCCAAGAUGCGAAGAGAACGAAGGGAUGGCUACGUUACGAUCGAGGGAUUUUGGAGUGACCCACCAGGAUAUGUUGACAAGAUUGUCUGGCCUAACUAUGUGGAAGAGCAUGCGUGGAUGUUUGAGAACGGCGACGUAGAGCACCAGUUCAAGGAGGACGCUUUGGCAAAAGAAAACAUUCGCGUGGAAAAGGGUGCGGGUGCUGACAGAGACUUGGAGAGCACUCUGAAAUGGGCGGCCAAUGUGGUGCUUGACGAAUUGAAAAAGAGCCAAGUCUGAGUAGUUUUGAUAUAA